AUGUCUAAUAUGGGCGAGAGCAAAGAAUGCCAGCUUCAGACGGACGGCGACGUCGAAAAGAAUGCUAAAGUAGCAACAUCCACACAAACUGAGUAUCCUCCUCUGAAAGUGUCGAUACCAAUUGUACUAUGUGUCUAUAUGGUCGUAUUUCUCUGCGCUCUGGAUCGAACGAUUAUCGGAGUUGCCAUUCCUGCCAUCUCGAACGAGUUCCAAUCCUUUGCAGAUAUCUCCUGGUACGAGUCAGCAUUCUUGUUGACUUCAUGUGUCUUCCAGUUGCCAAUGGGCAAGGUGUACAGAUACUUCAAUGGGAAGUGGACACUUGUUCUGAUGACAACAAUUUUCGAAGUCGGCUCGAUCGUUUGCGCUGCAGCACCCACAUCGAAUGCUCUCAUUGUUGGCCGUGCUCUGGGUGGUAUUGGCCUCGCAGGAACCACGGUUGGUGGACAGCUGGUCAUCACAAAGAUAUUUCCCCUGAAGGACAGACCAAAGUAUCAAGGCUUUAUCGGUGCAGCCUUCGGCAUUGCUUCAAUCAUGGGUCCUCUGGUUGGCGGAGCCUUCACCUCGAAUCUGACUUGGAGGUGGUGCUUCUGGAUCAAUGUUCCACUGGGUGGCGUUGCGCUGGCAGGCUUAGUACUCAUACUUCCGGCCUCACCACCAUUACUCAGGCUCGAAGGCAGCUUCCUCGACAAAGUCAAGAAAUUCGACCCAAUCGGGAAUCUUCUUCUCAUACCUGGCGUGGUAUGCUUGCUAUUGGCAGUACAGUGGGGAGGAGUCGUGUAUGCGUGGUCGAGCGCUCGCGUCAUCGCGCUUAUCGUUCUCGGUCCCGUCUUGAUGAUAGCAUUCGCUGGUACUCAGGUUUGGCUAGGAGAAGAGGCCACAAUCCCUCCUCGCAUCAUUCGGCAAAGAAGUAUAGCAGCCGCCACAGUGGCGACGGCUGGUUUCGGAGGUCCCUUGAUCCUGACCUCAUUCUAUCUUCCGAUAUGGCACCAGGCCAUCAAGGACACAUCCGCAGGCGCUGCAGGUGUCAGAUUGCUGCCAUACUUCCUCUCAACAGUGUUUGCAGUCAUCGCAUCAGGACUUGCAGUGUCAAAGCUCGGAUAUUAUACACCUUUCCUGAUCAUCGGCUCGGCAAUUUCGAUCAUUGGAUCCGGCUUGUUGACGAUGUUCCGUGUCGAUACAUCCAAGGCGGAGUGGGUCACAUUUCCGUUCAUCCUUGGUAUAGGACUCGGCUGCAUCCUCGCACAACCUCAGAAUGCCGCUCAGACCGUGCUGUCAAAUGCCGACAUCCCCACCGGUGUAUCGAUCAUCACAUUCGCGACUUCGAUUAGCGGUGCGGUGUUCGUCGCUGUCGCUCAAACAGUGCUUUCCAAUACCUUGGUGUCAGAAGUCUCCGCACAGCUGCCAGGUUUUGAUGCUUCACAGAUCACCAAGACAGGCGCAACAGACUUGCGCAAAGGCUUGUCAUCACAGCAGCUUCCUGUUGUACUAAGAGCGUACAACAAAGGCAUCGACAACAUCUUCUAUCUGUCACUGGGCCUUGCGUGCAUUGCCUUUAUUGCAUCCUUCUUUGUGGAGUGGAAGAGUGUACGUAAGCCAGAGGACGAAUUGUCAGAGCAAUCACCUGAGGAGGCUGCUGCCGAGCAAGCUGCAAAAGCGGAUGCCAGUGUCAAAAGGACCGAGAGGACUGAUAGCUAG
Cyphellophora attinorum is the source of this 1695-nucleotide messenger RNA. Its product is annotated as putative HC-toxin efflux carrier TOXA. The transcript has 3 exons. The record is from RefSeq and is a predicted model, not a curated record. Lineage: Eukaryota; Fungi; Ascomycota; Eurotiomycetes; Chaetothyriales; Cyphellophoraceae. Bases 1 to 1695 code for a protein of 564 amino acids. Gene Ontology annotation, biological process: transmembrane transport. Gene Ontology annotation, molecular function: transmembrane transporter activity.